Paraglomus occultum is the source of this 702-nucleotide messenger RNA. The record is from the annotation of a GenBank genome assembly. Lineage: Eukaryota; Fungi; Glomeromycota; Glomeromycetes; Paraglomerales; Paraglomeraceae.
AUGAUUGGUGGAGAUGUCGAGGCCGUACAACAGGGGCAGACCCCCAUCGAUUCCACAAUAAAAAAUACGCAAAGCGAGGCCGUACGACAGGAGCUUGAUGCCCCAACAAUUGAUUCAGUGGUAUCACCGCAGAACGAGGAUGUUCCUGAGUUUAGUCUUCUCCCUUUUUUGGUUAAAAAGCCAAGUUCAGAGACUGUGGUACCACUCAAAAGCGGCGAGUUUAAAGACCCAUCAGCUCUCGGAGAGAGUUCGCUUUGCGAGAUAAAAAGUAGUGAAAAUACACAGAAUGCACAGGCGUCAUCCGAUAAAUCGUCUUUUUCUUUACCCUCAACCACAGAGCCAGAUAAUUUACGUAAAAUUUCUACUAGCUCCACAGUAACAGAAAAAAAUAAUACCGAUAGCAAGAAGAAGAGUUAUAUAAAUAGCUCGGCCGUACGGAUACAGAAUAUAGAGAAGACGGAAUACGACUCGCGUACGUCUAUUGGAGGAAUAGAGGCAAACCCGAUUACCAGUGGUACCACCGCAAGUUGUUUAGGUUUACUGUUUACUUUUCUUACUCUCUUACUUAUCGCGAUUAUAUUACUUACUGUUCUGAAACCUAUGUGGGAAAACCGAAAAAGUAUAAGUCAGAGACCACAUAAUUGGGAAUUAAAUUCAGUAGUACCCCAGAAACAUUUUUCAUUUCAUCAAACACAAACUUGA